Molecule: messenger RNA, 2545 nt
Organism: Cygnus atratus (black swan)
Lineage: Eukaryota; Metazoa; Chordata; Aves; Anseriformes; Anatidae
Gene: SCAMP5
Product: secretory carrier membrane protein 5
Exons: 7
Coding region: 158-865 (235 amino acids)
Biological process (GO): protein transport
Cellular component (GO): recycling endosome membrane; trans-Golgi network membrane
Source: RefSeq, a predicted model, not a curated record
GUGGGGCGGCGAAAUCUCGCGAGAGCGCGGCCGCUGCGGCAGGAGCGGCGCCGGGCGGCCGCCGCCACCCGCGACGGGCCCGUGGGGACGCUUUCCCGCAGCUCCCGGCUCUUCUCCAGCUUCCCUGCGGAGUUCUCUCAGCUGAGAGCGUGCCAGCAUGGCAGAGAAAGCCAACAACUUCCCCCCGCUGCCCAGGUUCAUCCCCCUGAAGCCAUGUUUCUACCAGGACUUCGACGCGGAGAUCCCGCCGCAGCACCGCACCAUGGCCAAGCGGCUCUACUACCUCUGGAUGUUGAACAGCAUCACCUUGGCGGUGAAUCUCGUUGGCUGCCUCGCAUGGCUGAUUGGAGGCGGCGGAGCUGUUAAUUUGGGACUGGCAAUUCUCUGGCUCAUUCUCUUUACGCCCUGCUCCUAUGUCUGCUGGUUUAGACCUAUUUACAAAGCUUUCAAGACAGACAGCUCCUUCAGCUUCAUGGCCUUCUUCUUCACCUUCAUGGCCCAGCUGGUGAUCAGCAUCAUCCAGGCCGUGGGGAUCCCUGGCUGGGGUGUCUGCGGCUGGAUUGCGGCAAUUUCCUUCUUCGGGACCAACGUGGGGUCGGCCGUGGUGAUGCUGAUCCCCACCGUCCUGUUCACGGGGAUGGCAGUCUUCUCCUUCAUCGCCCUCACUAUGGUGCACAAGUUUUACCGGGGGAGUGGCGGGAGCUUCAGCAAAGCGCAGGAGGAGUGGACCACGGGCGCCUGGAAGAACCCGCACGUGCAGCAGGCAGCGCAGAGCGCGGCGAUGGGGGCAGCGCAGGGGGCCAUGAUGCAGCACGAGACGCAGUACUCGGCCACCCCCAACUACACCUACUCCAACGAGAUGUGAGCCGCGGGGCUCCGUCCUCGGGAGGAAAGCACUGGGGGGAAGGAGAAGGAAGGCUGAGUCGAGUUCCUGCAGCUGUUUCAGAAAGCCAGAGCGAACCAUAAUCUUUCCCCAUUCUUUGUAACAGAAUCUACUUUUUUUCCCCUUUUCCCCAUCAUCACCUCGAGCUCUUUCUCUUAUUUCUCUUUCUCUUUUAUUUCUCAUUCUGAAGAGGCUGUGAGCUGACCUGCAGGACUCUUGCUGUGCGUGAUAGUACGUGUACAUUCCUGUGUCUUCUUUUCCCUGUGAAGUAGUGCACGGUGGUGAUUUUUUAAUUACUGUGGUGAUAGGUGUGUGUUAGAACUACAUCAGCCAAAAGCCCCCCCAAAAGGGAAAGAUUACAAAAUAGUGACCAGCACCCAUCUCCCCCCUAAGUAAGAGCUGAACUACAGGUUUCUGACAUGUGAGUUUUCUUUCACUUGGUAGUAUCCAGCCCUUUGCCAGUGUCUCAGCAAGGGCAAGCAAUCCUGGGAAUUCUUUUCUUCUGCUUUUUAACCAGCAGGUGGCUGAUUUAGCCAUUAAAAAAAAAAAAAGGCUGUUUUAGCUGAUUUUUAAAACAGGAGAGAGAGAGAGAACCCUUCAAUCCUGCUGUUGACAUGCUGGAAGCCAAGAGAUUCCUAAUCCAAUCCCUGGCUCAGGAUCUCCACCUUCUCUCAGCGCGUGGUGUUGUAAAUGUGUAGUUUACAUUUUGCUGUGGAAGAGCAGUAUUGUUUUUGAGUGGCUGCAGAUGAGAGCUGCUGUGUGCAUGGGUGCGUGCGUGUUGGGGAGUGAGGACAGGUUUUCUCUGGGGGGUGAGACCAGCCUGGUCCUGUAGCCUGGACCUGUUUUCUAUAGGCUUCUGUUUCAAAACUAAAACUGGCAAGAACUGGCAGAGUGUCUCUCGUGGGACCUAUUUUUGGUGCAAUCUUGCCACCCCACAUCCAACCAGCCCCGCCAAUGCUGUAAAUAAUGAGGGCAAUAUUUCUCCCUGUUGGCUCACAGCUCUUUAGGGAAGCUCUGGGCUGGUGGGAGUGACUCCUCUUUGCUCGCACUCCUAAAAAGCGCAGUGAAACUUGGCUGUCUGGCUCUAUUAGGAUCCUUUGCAAGAAUGAGUCCUCCUGGCCCACCCAAAUCCUGCCCAGUUUGGGGAGGUCGGGCUUCCAGUGAGGGGCUUGCAGGGAGGCAGCAGGGCUCAGGGCUGGUUUGUAAAUGGGAGCAAAUGGACAUUGUGGGGCAGGAGGAGGGAAAGCUCCUUCUCAGAGAUGCUUUUCAGACUCUAAAUGCACUUUAAACAACCAUUUUUUUUCCUCCAAGUCCUAGAAAAGCAGCCCAAAAGGGAAUGAACCCCUUCGGCUCCAACACCUCCUGCCCCACAGAUGCCCUAAAGAUGCUGGCACUGCAGGUGCUGUGCUCCUGCCUGCCCCCCCCAGCAGUUCAGCAGUGCCAGGAUGUGAGAUCUGCCCACGGGGAUGGCACCAAACUGGAAUUUAUAUUUUAUUUUUUUCCCAGCAAAGCACACCAAGAAUAGUUUCCUUUCUAAGAGUAUCACUUCAGUCAUUUGGCAGUAGGUAGUUGUCUCUUGACAAGACUAAAAUGCAGCUAAUGAUAAAAUGCCUGUCUGUGUAUGUGUGUAUAUAUAUGUAUAAACUGUAAGGAGAAAAGUAA